This is a messenger RNA of Neltuma alba, 1462 nucleotides long. Its product is annotated as GATA transcription factor 5-like. The transcript has 3 exons. Gene Ontology annotation, cellular component: nucleus. The record is from RefSeq and is a predicted model, not a curated record. Lineage: Eukaryota; Viridiplantae; Streptophyta; Magnoliopsida; Fabales; Fabaceae. Gene Ontology annotation, molecular function: zinc ion binding; sequence-specific DNA binding. Bases 38 to 1282 code for a protein of 414 amino acids. Gene Ontology annotation, biological process: regulation of DNA-templated transcription; cell differentiation.
UAAAAACAAUAAAUACAUGGUUAAAUACACGUUAUAGAUGGGGGGAAGAGAGAGGGAAGGGGGAAAAGUAAAAAUGAAAAAGCGAAAGAGAAAGAAACGGGCACUUUGUAGUAAUUGGAGCAUGGACGCUUUCAGCCCUCAUUCAAUGCUUUACCAAACUCACCAUCAUCUUCUCCUUCACUUCCUCCCCUUUCCUCCUUCCAUUUCUCACCUCCCAACUCCCUCUCCUCUUUACCGUCUCUCUCUCCCUCAGGCCGAAACCCAAAUGGAGUGCGUAGAAGCGGCGUUGAAGACCAGUUUUCCCAGAGGCGCGGCCGUCAAACUUGACCCCCUGUCUCCUGUAGAUGACUCCUCCGCCUCCUGUGUCCCAAAUGCCGCCCCUUCCGACGACUUCUCCAUAGAUGAACUGCUCGACUUUUCACACUUGGAAGAGCCAUUCGAAGAUGAACAACAUCAGAAGCCUGACUCUGCCUCUGUUUCCCCUCCACCGUUGGACCCAAGUCGUGAAAUUUCUCACUUUACCUUCCCUUCUUCUGUCAAAGACGAUGUUGACUCCUUGCCGUCUGGUGAACUCAGCGUUCCGGCCGAUGAUUUGGCAAACUUAGAGUGGUUGUCUCACUUUGUCGAAGAUUCCUUCUCGGUAGGUUCCGCCGCGUAUCCCGCCGGUACUCUAAUGGGAAAAGCCAAGAGCCAUGCCGAGCCGAGGCCCGAGCCGGACAGCCGUCUUUCGACUCAUCCCUGUUUUAAAACUCCGGUCCCGGCUAAGGCCAGAAGCAAGAGAACGCGAACCGGCGUUCGGGUCUGGCCUUUCAGGUCUCCAUCAUUAACCGAAUCAUCCUCAAGCUCCACAUCAUCUUCCUCCUCCUCGUCCCCCACGAGCCCCUGGUUAAUUUCCGCCAGCGCAGCGCCCGAGCAAGUUUGCUUUGAGGCCAAGCCGCCUUCGAAGAGACCGUUGAAAAAGCCGGCCCCAGAGGCUGCUGCAGGGACCGGCGGAACAGCGCAGACGGCACGGCGGUGCACCCACUGCGGGGUCCACAGGACGCCGCAGUGGCGAGCCGGCCCGCUGGGAGCCAAAACACUGUGCAAUGCGUGCGGGGUCCGAUACAAGUCGGGACGGCUUUUACCGGAAUACAGGCCAGCAUGCAGCCCGACGUUCUCGAGCGAACUGCACUCGAACCACCACCGGAAAGUGCUGGAGAUGCGGCGGAAGAAGGAGGGAAUGGGCGGAGGCGAGUCCGGUCUGGGUCCGGCCACGACUCCGGCGGUUCCGAGUUUUGGAUAAAUAUUUUAAUUUUAAUUCAAUUUUAAUUAGUGUUAGAAAUUUAGGAGGACAAAAAAAUAGUAGCAGGAGUAGGUAAAAAUGAACGAGAAUUAGUUUAAAUUUUUUUCCCCCUCGCCGUGGCGUCAGGCAAUUAAGCAUUUGUAACGGAUUAGGCAGAUUUGAUAUUCCGAUGGCUUUUUU